AAGCAAGAUGGCGGCUCAAGUGAAGCAAAUGCUGAAUUCUCUGUCCAAUGCCGGUGGUUCACACAAGGAUAUAACGGGGAAAUAUCGAGAGAUUCUAGAGAAGAUUUUUAAAUUCAAUGAUGCGUCUCUCACAGAAGGCCUCAAAACUUUCAUUGAAGCCGGUAAGUGUAUAUUUUUUUUAUGCAAAGUCUCCUUGCCUCAGUUUUGGAGUCCUUUAGCCUUUAUUUUAAAUUAUCCGUCACGUUUGUGCUGCGAAGCUGUCAAGCCACCUUAGCUUGUUCUGUAAUCUAGUAAUACGGCACAAUUUAUGUUUCACUAAAUUCGGUGCUUCGAAAUUCUUACUAUCAAUCCUCUUUUUAGUCUCAAAGAAAAACCCCCUUAGAGAAUUAUAAUACAAGAAUUUCACAAGUUUACUACUUUUAAUACACUGUUACAGAAGUCCAAACAUAUAAAAUAUGGGUGUAUUCUGUAAAUGCCCCAAAAUAUGGGAUUUGGAAAAAAAAAAAAAGCUGUUUUUUUUUUUAAAUAAACUUGUGUGAAAAAUUUCAAACCACAGCUAGAAUUAAACUUAAACACAUUUAUAUUAAUUUUUUUCUACUUACAGUGGAACCUCGAUAGAAUGAAGUGCCAACAGACUGGCAAAAUGUGUUCACUAUAACAAGGUUUCGUUAUAUCGAGGUCCUUUUCCAUAUAUUUUACCAUUACUGGGGGUAAAGAAAUGGUUUACCAAGGACUUGGCAGGGGUUUCAAUAAGCACUGACGGCCGACAAAACGCAUCGGCUAAUAAAGAAAUAUUCUGUCAAAACUUUUGUUAAAAUUCAAUUCGCUGGACCUAGACAGACUUUUUGCUUCAUAUUUAAAAUAUUUAAGAAAAGUUUGGAACUUACUGUGCAUUACUUGUCCAAAUUGAUCGAAAAUACACUCUCUUUUGUACUCAAUUUAGUGCCCUGAACACUGGAAAUCGCAUUUUAGGGCAUCGAAAUCUCGAGAUUUUCAAGUAGUACAGACCCCCAGACGCCUCUAGAAGAAGGGGAGUAAAAGCCUCUUUUUGAUACAAUUGGUUACUUUUUUCAAACCUGCUGGCUACUUCAAUUUCUAUUGAAAACCCGACUUCAUUAUAUGGAGGUUUGUUAUACCGAGGUUCCACUGUGAUAUAGCUCAUUGUAAACAACCUCUAUAUUCCAGUUGUUCAUGAGAGCGUCAGCCUUGUUGUAUCAAGACAAGUCUUAACAGAGAUUUGCAAUCACAUUCCAAACAUGGAUUCAUCUAUCGCCAAGCAAAUAUCACACUUCAUACUUGACAAAUUACAACCCAGAGCCAUCUCCUUUGAGGAACAGGUGAGUUAUUGACGGCUUUUGACCCAGAGGAAUAACUCUCCAUUGUAGCACAAAUGUCAACAUUGUUUUCGUUGUGUGUUUCCUAUCAAAUCAUUGAUUUUUCAACAUAAUAAAUUGUUGCAUAUCAAGAACAGGGGUGUAACCAUCCCAUAAACCUGUAGGCCCGGGCCUACAAAAGUUUUGGUUUGAUCACUCUGCCACUUGUUCAUUGUUGGGGUGAGCUAAAAAGCUUAAGAGGUGAAAGUGUUGGUCAGGUCAGUGAGUACUAGUCAUGCAUGCAAUUUUCAGGAUAUGUGGAAAUGAAAGUCAUACGCCCCUGAAGAAUAAAUUGUUUUGCGUGGUAAUGCUACUAGCAAGCUUGAGCAACCAUGACAAUGCUAAAGCAAUUAAGUUUAAUAAACAAACAAAACCUCUGAACAUGCAUCACAUUUUUGGUAAAUUUCUUUGCAUCAUUGCAUGACUAACAUUAUCAAACUUGAUCAGAAUGGCAAUUUGAUCAUUGCUUUAAUCUACUAGAUCUUCUUUUCAUCAAUAGCAGUUGUUGUGAAUUUGAUUUCAAUGAAAAUACCGAUACAAAAGUCUCAGUGGAACUAUUAAAAUUAAUACUCUACUUAUCAUCUCAAUAGUGUCAUUAAUCACACAAUACCACCACUACCCUGUGCACCACUGGGGCCAGCUCAUUUGUCUGUUGUUUUUUUUUGCAAUGUUUGUAAUAGGUUGCAACAAUUAGAAAACAUCUCGCUAAAAUAUAUGAAGAAUGCCAAGAAUGGAGAGAAGCAGCAAGAGUAUUGACUGGGAUUCCUCUGGAGACUGGGCAAAGGUGCUGUGAAUCAAAAUAAAAUUUCAUCUUCUGAUAUUAAAAUAGUGAAAAAAUAACAUUAAAAUGUAAAAACAUUAAAGUAAUUAAUAAUAAUAAUAAUAAUUUAUUAUAAGCAUAAUUGAUAAUUUUAUAAUUUCAUGUUUAUGGUAAAGAAGUUUCAUUUGAAUUGUCUUUUUUUAUUUAUCAAACCUUAUUUGAUAAAGAGACCAUCUUAGGGUAAAAUUUUGACAAGCAACGUGGCUUUGAAACAGUGACAUAAAAUGGCUGAAAUGGUGAUAAGCAACAUAAAGAUGUUUUGAAACUGCAACAGUGACAGACACAAGAAAAAAUGCAAGAGUAAAUUACCAGCAAGAACAUGGCUUUCUCCUCACUACUCGCAAUUAUGGGUUUUAAAAUUCAGAUGAGGAGCAUACUUACCCCUACUUCAAAGGUGUCAUUUUAACUUUUGCUAAGGUUCCUAAAAGGUGUAAAUGAAUGUAGGGACUCUCAUACUGUCAAGCUCAUUUGAUGCUUACUUUUAAAGGCAAGGGUUUUUCUUACCUACCGUUUGUUAACAAGAAAGAAGGAGGACUUUAAUCAAAAUGGAAGAAUAAUUUGAUGGCUAUUUUAAGCAGAAUAUUAUUCUUAACAAUAAUAACAUAGAAUGUUUUCUCAAACAUCAAAUCUUAGGCAGUAUUCAGUGGAUUAUAAGAUGGAAACUUACUUAAAAAUUGCACAGCUGUACUUAGAAGAUGAAGAUCCUGUACAAGCUGAAGCUUACAUAAACAGAGCAUCUCUGCUUCAAACCGACACGAAGACCGAAAAACUGCAGAUUCUUUACAAGGUACAUGCUGACAGUAGUAACUAUAAACAGUGCAUCAGAGUGGCUAGAUAACAAAUAGAUAACAUGUUUCUAUUGUCUUGCAGUUAUACUUGUAAAUUACGUCAAGAUGAGAUCGAAUGUUGGCUGCGUAUUCUUGCUAAUUUGUAGUCUUAUUAAUGUUUCUACCUUUAUAGACUAGCCAUUUCUAUAAUAAUUUCUAAGAGACUGUUUACAAUGCAGUGUUGCUCUUUUUUUUUACAAUAACAUCAAAAGAUUCUAGCAUCAAUUCAUUUCCAGCAAAGUUUUUUUAGAAAAUCACAUGCAAGAGACAGAUAAAAAAUUGAGACAGAGGGAGAGUUCAUUUGUGACACAAGUCCUGCUUACCACUAAGAUUAGCGAUGUCAAGAUUGCAUGGUGAUAACUAAAGAAAGAAGGUGAAUUCAGUCCUGUUGGACCUAGCCUGAAAUUCAUCCGAUUGCUUCGAGUCAUUUUCUCCUCUUACUGAGGGAGUAAUAACGACUCGAAGUAAUCGGAUGAAAUUCAGGCUAUGUUGGACCUAGACUUCUUCUACUAUGUCCCAAACAAGUAGGUGAUAAAGAGAAUUGGGAAACUGUGUCCUUUAAACAAGCGUAAAAUUACCAUUUCUAUAUCACCCUAUAAAUUUAAUGUGCAAACAUUAUUAUUUUUAUUUCACAGGUAUGCUAUGCUCGUGUCUUGGACUACAGGCGUAAAUUCAUUGAAGCAGCACAGCGUUAUAUUGACCUGUCAUACAGAACUGCAAUACAUGAUGAAGAGAGAAUGACAGCACUAAAGCAUGCUCUGAUCUGUACUAUGCUUGCUUCAGCAGGUGUGCCAGCUGCUCUUGUAAAAUGAUACCCUAGGCUAGUAAGGCCCAGUUCAAACAUUGAACUUUUCAUGUAGAGCUAAACCUAAUCCUUUCAAUUAACUGCAUGAAAAGAUCAACACUUGAAUCAGUUAAGUCCAACAUAUCUAAUUUGGGUCAACCCAUGAAUUAAGUUUGAGUGACCUGCAUGAGAAUUGUGACUGCAGAGCAGCUUCCUUUGAAACGUCAAACUUUUCAUGUGCCAAACCUGAUGCCUAAAUUACUGGUAAGCAUUGUAGACCGUUGUACAUAGAGUACUAAAGUGAUGACGUCAUAAAAAUGAAAUUUCUGAAAUUAUGGGAUUUGUCAGGAUGUUUUGAAAGAACAAUGACCAAGAGGCCUAAUUGCCAAAAAUGAGCAUUUCGCGGCUAAUUGUCUCUGAGAUCGUAGCCCAGUUAUACUCAGAAAACUCCAUACAAACCCUUCUAAUUUUUUUUUGGGUUGACCCAAAAAAAAUUUAGAAGGGUUCGUAUGGAGUUUUGUAAGCAUAACUGGGCUACGAUCUCAGAGACAAUUUGCCCCCAAAUGCUCAUUUUUGGCAAGUAGGCCUCUUGGACAUUGCUCUUUCAGAAUAUCCUGACAAAUCCCAUAAUUUCAGAAAUUUCAUUUUUAUGACGUCACACUUUAGUACUCUAUCGAGAAAAUGUAUUGAGUAUUGUAAAUUCUGUAAAAACGGAUUUUUUAAUACUUUCUUCCGCCUUUCACAUACAUUCUAUUUUGAAACUCACCCCAGUCCUCUCUCAAAAAUUAGAGAAAAUGCGUUUGGUGCGCACUUUCUGCAGCUCUACCGCAAAAACGAGUACGGUGACCCCCAUUUUUUAUUUCAUGAUUUUAAUAAGGACAGUGCUUCAACUCGCCCCAGUCCUCUCUCAAAAAUCGGAGAAAAUGCGUUUGGUGCGCACUUUCUGCAGCUCUACCGCAAAAACGAGUACGGUGACCCCCAUUUUUUAUUUCAUGAUUUUAAUAAGGACAGUGCUUCCUAUCGAUGAGAAAAAAAUUGGCACAACUCUAUGUUCAGUUUUUUGGCAAUUUUACUAAAUUGUACGGAUUUAGCCAUCACAGGUCGAAACGCGCGUGUCCAAUUUAAUUCUACUUUGGAGCGUAAAGUAAAAGCAAGGGCAUUAAAAGGCAUUUUUCCUGUACGUAAGUGGAUAAACAAUACAUUUAAGUCAAAUUCUGUGUGAUGCCACAUGCAUCAUCGAAAAAAUCUCUCUUUUUUGUCUAGUUUUGGGCUGUCCGCGGUUUUUGUAAAAGGGUCCUAAAUAGCCGUAUUUGUCAGCAUUGUGACAUCAAAAUGAGCACGGUGACCACCACUUUUUAUUACUUUUUUAUCAUCUUCUUGACUUGUUACAUCAGUGCACCAAGUUUUAGCUACAAUCUAUGUUAGGUUCUUUUACUAUGGAAUCACCUUAAAACGUUACUUUAGGAGAAGUGUGGCCAAGUUGUCAGUCCCUUGGACUCAAUAAGAAGUUCCAGGUUUUGUGUUGUGCUUUGCCAACCCACAGCUGGCUUUGUUUCUUGGAAGUCCCAGGUUCAACUCUCUUGUCACAUGUGUGAAUGGCCAACAGUCUUCUCCUGCAAAUUGGGAUUUCUAAGGAAAAAUUGGUCCAGUUUGCCAUGUUCUCCUUUAAGUGGUAGGGUGUCAAAAUUUGAGUACAUGUACUGUAGGUGGGGAAGGUUGGAAAGUUGGCUGUUCUAUGUUUCAUUUGUAGGCAGGUACUGUGCACAGAGUACCUUGGUGUCAGUACCCAGUCCUGGCUACUAAUGAAACUCUUCAGUUCCUAAAUCAUGUAGAAGCAUGUUGGCCUAUAGUCUCUGGCCAAGGGUGAGGAGCAUGGCCGUGCAAUAACAUUUGUUUUCUUAUAAAAGAAAGUUUGCUCCAUUAUCUCUCUCUUAGGUACUAACUUGAAUACUGCAGGGGGGACCCUGAAAUGCACUAACAUCCCAUCCGGUAGUAGCGACCAGAAUUUUAUUUCCUCAUCCCUAUACUUUAGGAUGUGGAUAGUUUCACAACAAUAUAUAUGUAAAGUGAAAUGUGCAUGCUUUAAUGAUUCUAUAUUAUCAGGCCAACAGAGAUCAAGGAUGUUAGCCAACUUGUUCAAAGAUGAACGCUGUCAACAGCUCCCUGCCUAUGGGAUUUUAGAAAAAAUGUGAGUUGUGCCUGUUUUACUUUUAUACUCAUCAGUUAUUAAAAAAAAAAUUCUGAUUCGAUAACGCAGGCUUUCUCAGUAUUGCCUGAACACUUACAUGUAGGUGCUUUCAUGGCACUGAUACUAGAAAAAACUCCUGAAAAUCGUUUUCUUUAGGUAUUUGGACAGAAUAAUUCGGGGACCAGAGCUUCACGAAUUUGCCAACAUGUUGAUGCCACACCAGAAAGCAACUACGGCAGACGGUAAGAUUUUUAACUUUGUAUAACGGUGUUUCAUCUGGUUACUAAAUCGUUAGCUAAGGCAAGCAAGCAAUGGCUCCAGGCAAGCAAAAUGUAAGAGAUUCUUGUCAAAAGGUAAAGGUGGAAUUCGAGCCCUGUUUACUAGUUGCUUCUUGUUAAACUAUGAUGUGAUUUUUUUGUGAUAUUUCUCCUCAAAGGUGUGUUGUUGUCUUUGUUUUAAGGUUCAACAAUCCUUGACAGAGCGGUGAUUGAGCAUAACUUGCUGUCUGCUAGUAAACUUUAUAACAAUAUCACUUUUGAAGAACUUGGAGCUUUAUUAGAAAUCCCACCUCCCAAGGUAAGUUUUACUUGGUCUCUAUCCAUGACAGUGAAUCAAAUGUUAUCACGUUAGUUACCAGUCAUCACAUUAGUAGCCUGCGAGCAAGCUCUCCGGGGCUUUCUGGCGGCGGGGGUGGGAAAAGGAAGGAGAGCAUGUAACUACAUCUCUUCCCCUGUAGCUCCCCGUUGACUGAGCUGUCAGAUUUCCACCCAUCAGUGCGAAGCGGAAAUGAAUGUGAAAAGACAUUAAAAAAAACACGUGCCAAGGGUAAUGAUAUCAUUAGUAAUGUCGUCUUCGCCAAUCAGUAUUUCGCAUUGACUUUUUCAAUGCUGAUAUUCAAAUUCCAGAGACCUAGUUCCAAGCUCUCUUUCUUUUUCCUGCCCUGCUGCCAGAGCACCCCCAAGAGCUUGCUUGCAUGCUACCAUGUUAGUUAUUAGUCUCCCAUGGGAGAAGACCCGAGGGAGACCACAAAAGUCCAACACAUCAUAAUUAUAAAGUCACUGCGAAGCUAUUUGGCAGCAUGCAAAGAAAGUCUUAUCCGAUAGCCCCGGGUUAGUGGAUUUUACUAUCGGGCCAGUGAAUUCUGCUCUUAGCUUGCCCGCCUGGCAAUUGAAAUUUUUUAAGGAAUUCUAAUCACAAAAGAACUGUUAUCAACCCUGCUCAUCAUCAGGCUAGUUAAAAUGACUUUUGGGCUAGUACAUUCUAACUACAGCUUGCCCGAAUGGCAAGUUGUAAAACUGACUUUCUUUGCUUUUCUUUGCACCCCGUUUGGUGAAAAAAAAUCGUUCAAAAUCCUGAGCCUUAUUUCAUCAAUGGUUAAACAUGCGUGGUGGAAUUAGCAUGCGAUCAGGCAAUUAUGUUUUUUUUUCCUUUCAACUUCAACUUUAUUUAUUAAAAAUAGUAUUACAAUAGACUGGCCCACAAAAUAGCAAUUGCUAAUCUAGGCAGACCAGUUAAAAGAAAAUUUUAAUGAAAGGAAAGAAGGGAAAUAUUUUAAGUUACAAUAAUUUGUAUUUCUACCUUAGUUUUGUUUUAAUUACCACUGCAUCUAAGGAAAAACGAAAAAGGAAUUGAUGGAUUGCGGAAAGCAUAUAAUUUUAUACAGAAAUUACUUUGAGAGACAUAGAAAUAUAGGGUGGGCAUGAUAAGUGAUUGCAUCUUAAAAUUUGGUCUUCUUUUCCAACUUUUUUUUAACCACUUUUAGAUAACUGUUCAAUAAGAACAGAAAAAAACUAAUUGAUAAUUAAUUCUAGUUGAUUUAGUGAGGUGACAAUAAUUCAAAUAAUGGAGAACUGUUCCAUAUUCUUACGUCAAAGAGUAUAUGUUUAAAUAAAAAAAUGUUGGUGGAACCAAACAUUUUAAUUUUUGAUUAAAGUCGUUUGAAAAGUUUUUGAAGUCGUUUUCAAAGUCCCGAUAAUUGCAGAAUCUGUAGUCAAAACUCAGAGAAUUUUUCAUUGCAGAAUAAAUUCGAAUUCGAAGUUUCUGAAGAUCGCGGUAUUUUUAAUGAUUUUGCCUAUGUUUGCUUUUAACUAGCUUUAAGCUAAAAGUUGGCAAAGAAAAAGUCUCGCUUGUUGACAAAACCUUGGCCUCAUAACAUCUGAACAAAUAUGGUAAAUCACGCCUGCAAAUUUAUAGUGACGCCAAAACUUGAAAAAAGUCGAGUCACUGUUUUUCAAGUUUGCCUGAAUACAAUCCAUGUUGAUAUUCUUCUGUUUGGUCCAUCUGCGCCUCUUGAUAGUUUUUUUUCUGUAUUUCUUUUUUGUUCUCCGCCAGUUUCAAGCUGAUAUUUUACUAUUUAAACCCCGAAAAUGACCAACAUCUAUUUUCUCCUACAAUGUCAAUACAUAAACAAGAGGAAAGGUUAUGAGAAUAUAUCAAAGGGACAUUUACAGGAAAAACUGGCGUUGAUCUUUAAUCAAAUUCUAUCAACUUCUUCAAGUAUGGGGAUCAGUGUGGAGAAUUUUUUUGUGGUCAUUGGGAAGGACAAAAAAUGGAACGUUCCUAGGUGUCUUUCUAACGAUGGAUUUCCACUGUCGUGCCAUUUUUACGUGCGUACGUACGUUAAUUUUACGCGCGUAAAUAAAAUAGAGCCAAUGUUGGGCCAAUAUAUGAAAGGCCGCGCGUAAACGUUAGGUUAAACGAGCUUCAACUUUUACGCUGUAGGUGGACUUCCACUUUCGCCUAACUUUUUAGUGCGUACGCGCGCAAAAUUUACGUGCGGAAAUAAACUAGAGGCGAUGUAUGAAAGGCCGCGCGUAAAACGUUAAGUUAAACGAACUUCAACUUUUACGCAUCAUUUUCAAAGUCCCCAUAAUUGCAGAAUCUGUGGACAAAACUGCAAUAAUUUUUAAUCGCAGAAUAAAUUCGAAUUCGAAUUCAAAGUUUCUGAAAGAUCGCGUUUUUUAAUGAUUUUGCUUAUGUUUGCUUAUUAGUAGCUUUAAGCUAGAAAUUGGCAAAGAAAAAGUCUCGCUUGUUGACAAAACCUUGGCCUCAUAACAUCUGAAUAAAUAUGGUAAAUCAAGCCUGCAAACUAAUUGUGACGCCAAAACUUCAGAAAAGUCGAGUCACUGUUUUUCAAGUUUACCUGAAUACAAUCUAUGUUGAUAUUCCUCUGUUUGGUCCAUCUAUGCCUCUUGAUAGUUUUUUUUCUGUAUUUCUCUUUUGUUCUCCUCCAGUUUAAAGCUGAUAUUUUAAUAUUUAGCCCUUUAAACCCCAAAAAUGACCAACAUCUAUUUUCUCAUACAAAGUCAAUACAUAAACAAGAGAAAAGGUUAUGAGAAUACAUCAAAGGGAUCUUUACAGGAAAAACUGGCGUUGACCUUUAAUCAAAUUCUAUCAACUUCUUCUCUAUGUUUGGAGAUCAGUCUGAAUUAAGACUUUCUUUGUGGUCAUUGGGAAGGACAAAAAAUGGAUCGUUCCUAGGUGUCUGUCUUUAGGUGGAUUUCCACUGUCGUGUCAUUUUUACGCGCAUACGUGCGUGAAAUUUACGUUCGCAAAUAAAAUAGAGAUAAUACAUGAAAGGUAGCUCGCAAGCGUAAAAGUUGAACCUCGCUGAACUUCUUGUUUAAGCUCAGCACUUUUUAUCUUGCCUCUAUCUUAUUUUCUUGAUUAAAAUUUACGUGCGUUAACGCGCGUAGCCAAAAACGCGUCAGUGGAAAUCUAUCUUUAAGGUGGAUUUCCACUGUCGUGUUAUUUUUACGCGUGUAAAUAAAAUAGAGCCAAUGUUGAGCCAAUGUAUGGAAGGUUGCGCGUAAAUGUUAAGUUAAACGAGCUUCAACUUUUACGCUUUAGGUGGACUUCCACUUUCGCCUAACUUUUAAGUGCGUUCGCGCUUAAAAUUCACGUGCGGAAAUAAAAUAGAGGCGAUGUAUGAAAGGCCGCGCGUACACGUAAUUCUAUACAUUGCCUGCAUUUUAUUUACGUGCGUACGCGCGUAAAAAUUACACGACAGUGGAAAUCCACCCUUGGAGAGAGUUGACCGUCAGGGUCCUUGAAAAAUCCAAUUGAUGCCUCUAUAAGAUUGACACUCCCCAAAAUCGGUAGACUACGAGCAGUCUCUCUUUUUUCUUGGUCCGUCGAGCAAAACGCUCGAGACACGCAAAUGACCACGCGCGUCUCGCGCCUUCGCGGCUCAACGCUCGCGCGCGCGUGCACUUCCCUUACUAAAUCUGAAGAAAAAGAGAGACUGCUCGCAGUCUACAAAAUCGGAGACCGAGAGCUAUCCUUUACCUUUCUUGAAUCCUUUUCCCAAGGCGGACACUUGCCCAACCUAGUUUACCCUGAGUUGAUUGUCUUUGAAGAAUCCAAAGGACACCUUUUCAUUGAUAAUAAACUGAAUAGAAACUGCGUUCUAGCGCAUAGAAACAAAGCAGAAUUGUUUCUGGUCGUCCAUCUGUAUGACAGAACAAAAAUACUGAGAACUUUAAGUAUAACGUGAAAGGCCUGCUAAAGAAGUCUUAUUUUAAUGGUAACACCAUAGGUUAUUGUCAAUUGAAUGGAAUCAUAAGUUAGAUGUGUGUCACAAGUCUCCUAGACUGUUCACAGUCCUCUAUUUUUCCGUAAAAUCAUCGAGAUCGAGCGCUUUGUGUUACGGGCUGCCAUCUUGCAUGAGUGUCAAAACUACUUAGGGGGAGGAGGCGGUUUGGGAGCUAUAAUCCCCGACGCCCGCCCCCUCGGUACAUUGGAAAAUCUAGAUACCCUUGACGGUAAGACGCGGUAUAUCUAAACGAUCUCACGAAAAAAUAGGGGACUGUGAACAUUCUACAAGUCUCCAAUACCUUGAAUGAAACUGGUAGUUGUGCCUCGCAAUAUAUUUUGACAUUCACUAAAUUUUAUCUAAUUAGACAUCUAAGAAGAAAUUCACGUUUGGAAAAGAUACUGAAAUAUUGUUUUAGUGUUUUUGUUUUACCACAAAACAGAAUAUUAUCCCCAUGUCAUUGCCAAUGGAUAGCUAACAUCCAUGUAUUGGUGUUGCAAUAUACAAAUGUUGGACUGUUUGGCCUCCUAUGUUAACGUAAACCUCUUUACCAGUGUAUCGUAAUGAGGGAUUUUUGCAUAAAGUUACUGUGCAAAAGUAGCAAAAGCUAGUCGAGGAGAAGAUUAUUAAUGAAUAAAUAAGCUAAAAUGGUUUUAUCACAACACUAGGCUACUGUUUUUUUGUAAAAGAGGAAGAAAAGAAGAAGAGAAAUAGAAGUGGUUACGGUGCAAACUCAGGUGCUAUUAUAUCAAUGUCAAGGUGAUAUUUCGUUUUCGAUCAAACAUUUCGGUACAGCGCAAAGAUAUCGGUGCGUUUAUCCGGUUACCUAACUGUUUACGAUGAAAAAUAACAAGAGUUAGAUAAGAAACACAACUAAGUAUGUUCACGUUCAAAGCCAGAUCCUAGCAAAACAACAGUUUAAAAUCCUGAAGAAAAUAAAAUCUUCGAAGCAUGAGUUGUGAGCUGUUUGUGAUAAACCUAAGCGUUUGCGAAUCAUGAAACCUUUCAAAAAUUUGUACGUCAAAUAUUAUUGAGGAAGUUCAAUGCCGCGGCGUCUUUGAACCUACCGCGAAAUUAGGCAAAUGUUUUGUGUCCAACAGCUGUAUUGGAUCUUAUGGGCUGUAUAUCCAACGCCAGCUGUAUUUGAAGGUUUACGUUCUUCACGUUAUUUUCCUGUUGAUUCGCCCUUGGUUAAGGAUUCAUACUAUUUUCUACGAAUAUUUACGAAUAAAUAAAAACGCACGCACAAGAAUGAUCUGGUGGGCUCUGUGUCAUUUGAAAAAAUGUAUUCUUUUCAUAUUUUAACUCGGAAAGUGAGUGAUGGAGUUCUGUAAGUUAAUUCUAACUUUUGAGUCCGUGGAUAAAUUUCUGUUGUGUGACCAUUCAAAUGAAAUCUUUUCAACAGUACUUUCACAUAGUGCUGUUUGUUUUUGCGCUUUUUCGAAACGAAUUUUUGACUUAGGCCACCCCUGGUAGUGAAAGGGUAAAAUCUUUCUCCCCGCUCCUUUUUUUUUCGUUUUUUCUCGUGUUCUGUUUCUUUCCUGGACGGCUCUGAUGAACCCCUAAAAGAGUUCUAGACUAGGGCGGCUCCAGGAGAAAACAUUUAAUGUUCCAUUUGUUGUGUAGCAUCUACCUGACUGCUACCACUAGAAAAGCUGAAAGAUCCCUACAUGUAUACGUUCAGGAUUUUUGCCCGUGUAUUUAGAGAUUAUUAUAACCGUUUCACUCUCAGAGCAAUGAUACAAUCGGAAAUGGAACUUCCUGAAACCUCCAGUCAAAUCUCUAAGGAGGUUGCAUGGCCGAGUGAUCUCGUUAUCUGGCGGCCCUGCGUCCGAGGCCCCCUCCGACGCUCCGAUCUGUGACUAGCUGGAUUAGUUUCUCGGUCGUCAUGAAUUCAUGUACGAGUAAAUAGCCAACCGGUUUGCCUCCUACCAGUGGGGAUUUUUAAUGCUGUGUAGCGGUGCACUUUCACCAUAAACAAACAUAUACGUUUUAUCUUUAUUUACUUUAUUUCUUCUUGUGCAUAUGAAUGUUAUAACGUUUAACGUUUUCACAAUAACGUCCCGGUUUUAUUCGCUAAGCCUUAUGUAACUUGGUGAUACGAGUGUUUGAACGAAGCAAACUGCCGAAAGCUCCACGCAGAGCGAUGCAAAUAACGGAUGGUCUGAAUGUAUGCUUCAGCAGCCUAUAAAAUAGCCAAGCUCAUCGAUUAUGACGAGUGCAAUCCAGUGCGAUAUUUUCUCUUUCAGGCCGAGAGAAUCGCUUCACAGAUGAUUUCCGAGGGACGCAUGUCAGGCUCCAUUGAUCAGAUUGACGGAGUUGUACAUUUUGAAAGUAAGUCAAAGCGUUCUUCUCAGAGAAUUUCACCUGUGUUAACAUUGCGUAGUCUCCUUCGCGGCUGUUUCAUGGGUCUCACGCAAUGCUCCUCCCCGCAAAUUAGGGAGGAGCGUUGCGUGACGACCCUACAAACAGUUACGAAGGAGACCAUACAUUGGUCUGCAGAUCAUAAAAUUCUUCUUGAAAACAUUUUAAAUUGUACUUAAACCAUAAAUAAGGACGUCAAAGGUUAGAAUUUCACCCUUUUAAAAUCAUUCAGGACUAGGAGAAGAAAAGCCUGUUUUCCACAAGAUCUAGCGUUCCAGGCCAGGCCGCGUGUAUCCCCUAUCGGGUUGCGGAAACAUUGUUAUUCAUCGGAUAUGUCAGAACCGGGCGCACAAUUCUGUUUUCACAUAAGCAUCCUCGCGAUUUGCGAAAAGAUUUAAUUCUGGAAAGGAUUUUGUUGUUAUGAUGUUCACAAAACUGGCUUUUUCCGAUCAGAUAGCCUGAGAAAAUAGCCGACAUUUCGCGACGUCAUCCGGCAUUGGUUUCCCCGCGAAAUGAAGUCUGAGAAACGAGUGCAGAAAUUCCGCAUUGAUGACUUGGCUCCGCCCAAAUCUGUAUCGGUCGGCUGUAUUCUCAGGCUACAUAUCAGAGUCCACCCCUAGUCCCAUUUUGAAAAUGAGGGUAGACGGGAAAACCGGAAUUGGUCCAUUGCAGCUCGAUCCUGAAUGGUAGACGAAGAACCACAGAUCUGCAUCAGGCCUCGCUUUGACAAAGAGCGGUUCGAAAAAUGGCUUUUCGUUUGGGUAUUCCGCAUUCGAGGAAGUAUGAGGGGAAUGGGCAUUAGCUUUCGGCGAAACGCCUUCUGGGAUCGUUUGGGCAGACAAGCGUUAUUUAUGAUUGGUUAAUGGUUGCCUUGGAUACCAUCGACCAAUCAUAACUAAUUGAGUUUCUAAAGUGGGAAUUGUUUCUAGGGAGACCAACAAGGGUUAACCCUUUCACUUUCUGAGUGAAUGAAGUCUUGUAAGGUGUGGUUCUAACUUUUGAGUCUUUGGACGAAACCGUAUGGUUUGCGGACGAUUCAAAUGAAACCGGUCUGGCAGUACUUUUACGUGGUGUUAUUUGUUUUUCACCAUUGCACAAAAUUAAAUGUCGAAUUUUUGUCGUAUUUCGAGUUUGACUAUUUCUCCAAGUGAAAGGGUAAACUCAAUGCAAUUCCCCCGUAUAAUCCAUACCCAGCGCUUUAUUUCUGGGGUUUCCGCAGCUCAAGAAGUGUUGCCUUCAUGGGACAGACAGGUCCAAAACUUGUGCUUCCAAGUCAACAAUGUCAUCGAGAAGAUUAACGUUCACGCACCGGAUUGGGCUGAAAAGUACCUAGAAUCACAAAUGUCUACUUAAAAACAACUGAUCGGACUUAUUCGCGGUAUACGUGAAAGCAACGAGGAGGUUACUGAAGGCUUUGACGCGAUGAGACACCAUCUCCUCCUGACAGAAUUGCGACUAGGAGACAUUAGUCCGGAUCGUGUCAUUAAAAUUAGAGACCUUUUGAUUCGAGGGCGAGAAUGACUAACUUGUACGAGAUUUGACUUUCACUUUUUUUGCGCAUUCUAAAAAUAGUCUCCCCAGAAAGCUUCAUUUUACUAUUUUUCUCUGUAAAGGUUAUCACUGUCAUCUUAAGUGAAGGAGGUUAUGUCCUCUCCUAAUC
This is a messenger RNA of Porites evermanni, 14550 nucleotides long. The record is from the annotation of a GenBank genome assembly. Lineage: Eukaryota; Metazoa; Cnidaria; Anthozoa; Scleractinia; Poritidae.